GAGCACCCCCCCCCAAAAAAAAAAGUGCACUUGCUAGCACCCGUUACCCAUACCGUCCCCCUCGAACUGGAUAUGAGGCCGGCCACGACCCGACCGACCCGACGUGCGACCCGCCGAUAUCACAGUGCACAUUACGUAACUAGUGCUUUGCUAGUACGUAAUAAUCGCAAUCUCACGUGCGCUGAAACCAGUCCUACUCCCACUGCGAACUGAUCUUCACACGUUUUACGAUAACUGACUUAAAAACGUCGAUCCAGAUCGAUCCUUAUAUAUCACUACAAUGAGCAAGACCAAGGCGAAGGUGGGCAAUUGGAGGGAAAGGAAGCUUCUGGUAACCAGGAAGACCUAUGUUGUUGGCAAGAAUGAAAAUGUGGAUGUUGUUCCGCUUAAGGAAUUCUUUAGAGCCACGGAAGAGCAUAAUGAAAAUAAAGAACUUGGUGAAACCUCUGCAGUCAUUGAUGAAGUUGUACAUGACAGCAGUAGGAGAGAUGAAGAUGUAAUGCUGGUAGAGGAGAGUCACCCUUUGAAUCUUCAUGAACAGAGGAAGGAGAAGGCCAGGAACGAAUGGAUAGAAGUGCAACCAGUGAUGACUUUGGCAUAUAUAGCAGGUCAAGCUUCUUUCAUGGACAUGGAAUGUGCCCUUUGUACACAGGAGGCCACCUUGACCUGCCUGGACUGUGGACCUUUUGCUUUCUUCUGUGAGGAAUGCUCUAAAAAGCUACACAGUACUCUCUUGCAUAAGCCUAUGGCUAGGAAGGGUCAACUAGUAGAGGAUGAUCAAACAAGAAUUCUUAGACAGAGUCAUACCUGUCAGACUUCUUAUGGAAAGACCCUUGAAGUCUUUGAUUCUAAAGGAAGGCUUCAUAAUGUGUUGUGCACAUUUUGUAAAUGUGAACCAGAGGCAGCCACCCUGGUUCGUUAUUCCCUGUGGCCCACUCAACUGAAUCCAAGAAAGGCUGUUUCUAUGGAGCUAAUGACAUUCAUCCACUACAUGCAGGUUGAAGCGCAUGUGUCAUUGAAGGCGGCAUGUCAAGUUAUAGGCUUUCAAAACAGAUUAUCAGAGAGAGAGGUCAAUGCGCUGUACUCAGAGCUGAUCCAAUACAGUUUCAGCCAUUUUCAGGCUUUCUAUACCAAUGUCGAUGCCAAAAUUGUCCCUGAAUAUGAAUGUAAUCAUUCCUGCCCUGCUUGCCCAAAGGUCACUGGUCAAGUGAUUGUUUGUAUUGACGGAUGCUUUGGUUUGGUGAGGAGGAAGAAAGCAGGAUCUAGUGCAGGUGGAACCACUCAUCAAACGACAUUUUUUGUAGAGGAUGACUAUGUUAAGACCUUUGUGGAUGGGUACAGGAUAGAACAUGGUCAAGCAUCAAAGAACUGUAGCCAGUUUAAGGCAGGAACUCUGCUUAGAACCAAGAAAAAGGCAGAUGCGUUGGAUGUCAAGGGAGUGUUUGGGGCUGUUUGCCGGCAUGGCUUCCCUCUGGCCAUGCUUAAUAUGUUCCAGGGAGAGAGCCUGGCAUAUUCAGUUUGCAUGAUAGAGCAUUUAAAGGCAACUCUACCAGAAGGGAUAACAAUGCAUGUGGCUUACGACAUAGCUUGUCAGCUUACUGCACAUCUCAAGAAAACUGGGCAAGCGAAACUGCUAGAGGAGAUCAAACUUGUUCUACCAGCAUUUCAUGCAUAUGGUCACAAGGCAUCCUGUCAGAGGGAAUUCAAUGUCCGAAAUACAAAAGACAUGGGCCUUACAGAUGGUGAAGCAACAGAAAGACUCUGGGCAUAUUUGAGACGAUUCUCGGCAAUCACUAAAGAGAUGACUCCAAUAGGAAGACAAGACAAGUUGACAAGUGCCCUGCUGCACUUUGCUUAUCGAAAGCAAAGGCAAAUGGCUACAGGUCUCUGCACAGUAUUGAAGAGGGCAAAGGAAACUCAUGAGAAGUGUCAAAAGGAGUUCCUGGAUCUCAGCAUUGAGUAUGGUAUCACUGAGAAUGAUGUUGAGCAAUGGCUAGAGACCAGAGUAGCUGAGGAAAGACAGACACGCAACAUAAGCAACACUGAUCACAAAAAGUGGCAGCAUGGCUAUUGUGAGAAAGUUGCCCAUUAUGAGGAUACAAGGUGUGAUAUGGCGAAUGCCAAAACAGAUGAGGCUGCCCGAGACUUGAGGCAAGAACUAGCAAGAAUUGACUCUCGGCUCUUGAAAAUGGAGAGGAAACAUGGUGUCCCAAAGCGAUGGACGACCAGUGAUUCAAUCUAUGUAGAGUUCAUCACAGAGGUCCAUGAUGAAGAAAGAAAGAGACUGCUAAUUGAGACAAGACGCCAGGCCAUGGACAAGAUAUACCUCGGAGAACUGAUGAGGAAAUAUGGUCGUGGACAAGCAAUUGCCAAUAGGCUCAAACGACAAAGUUGGAAGGUGAAUACCCAGAUGAAAGAGAAACUGAAAAAAUACAACCAGAAGUGGAAUAAGCGAGGCUUCUUCUUGUCAUUUGAGCAGGUAGCCCAACCAGACGAUGCUAUUUAUAAUCAGCACCUGCUUCCUGCCUGUGAGAAACCGGGAAUUCCAACAGUCAUGUUUGAGAGAGCGGAUUCUUUGCUAAAAAGAAUACAGCGGAGCUAUGAGGAGGUCAACAUGACAAAGCUGGAGAUGAAGCAAAUGAUCAUGUGGCAAGAGCAGCAAGAACAGCUCCUCCUAGACAGGAUUGGAAACUUGUGUCUGACAGAUAAAUAUGACAUGGGUCUGUCAAUAAUCUUGUGGGGCAAGGUGAAGGAACUUAGACAAAGGACAUCUUCUUGCCGAGCACUGUUCAGUGAUUAUCUGUAACCCAUUUUUUUUUUAAUAGAAUGAGGAAAACUCUUCCUUUAUAUAUUUUUCUUAAACUGCUUAAUAACAUGAUCUUGUCGUAUCUUGACUAUUGAAAUAUAGUAUGGGAGAUUGUGCAAAGUCAUCACUCACUCACUAUUUCUUUUGUAUUGUAUUUUCUAAUUAUUUUAAUUUCCUCCUCGGUGUCCUAUCAAACAA
Lytechinus variegatus (green sea urchin) is the source of this 3004-nucleotide messenger RNA. RefSeq lists its product as uncharacterized. The record is from RefSeq and is a predicted model, not a curated record. The transcript is spliced from 18 exons. Bases 281 to 2806 code for a protein of 841 amino acids. Lineage: Eukaryota; Metazoa; Echinodermata; Echinoidea; Temnopleuroida; Toxopneustidae.